This is a messenger RNA of Glossina fuscipes, 2211 nucleotides long. It is a transcript of the gene MTPAP, whose product is annotated as poly(A) RNA polymerase, mitochondrial. Lineage: Eukaryota; Metazoa; Arthropoda; Insecta; Diptera; Glossinidae. Bases 94 to 1959 code for a protein of 621 amino acids. The transcript is spliced from 3 exons. Gene Ontology annotation, biological process: mitochondrial mRNA polyadenylation. Gene Ontology annotation, molecular function: poly(A) RNA polymerase activity. The record is from RefSeq and is a predicted model, not a curated record.
AACUCUUCUUUUUUGUUUUUUUUUCAUUUUGAAUAUUUCCAUCUCUCGACUUUUAAUAUAAUCUUUUGAAUUAUCUUUUAAAUUAUAAGAAUUAUGCAAACAAUCAACCGCCGUUUUUACACAUUAAAAUUCUACCUUAAACGUUUGCACUCUUUAAAUUACUCAGCCAGUAACGCACCGCCAGAUAACCAUGUCUUUCAUAGGAACACUUUGGAAGAUAUUGUUUUGCAGCGACAAUUGCAGGCGACGCGAAGCAUUGUCGUUCAGGUUAGUUCGAAGAAAUCCUUCCCUGAGUUAUAUCAUUACUGUAGCACUUAUGGCCGCAUAAUGGGCGCUCAUCACUAUUGCGUGCCACACGAAGACAAUCGACAUUAUAUUUUGUUGGAGUACGAAAAUUCUGAAGAAGCUUCCAUCGCCAUAAAUUGCUCUGCUUACAAUGAUGAAAUGACUGGAGUGCCAGUAAGAUCUCCGUUCCUUUGGUUUAGAGCUGCGAGUAAAAAGCCAUUAAAACGUGAAAUCCAAUUAAGUAAAGUACCGGCAUUAUGUACCGUUGAUGGGAAUUUAUGCAUAGAGCAAGCAGAAUUAAAUUCCUUAUUACGUGAAGCUAAUAACAUGGACGAGCAAUUAUCCUUGCUUUAUCAAAACACAAAGCUAAAUGAUCUAGGGAUACGUUUACGAUUCUUAGCUGCUUUUCAAGUUCAGCAAGCCAUGUACGGAAUGUUUCCUUUAGCAAAUGCUAUACCGUUUGGUUCUUCAGUGAAUGGAUUUGGUAAAAUGGGCUGCGAUUUGGAUUUGAUACUGCGCUUUGAUCAAGAAUGUAAAGCAAAAGGAAAUCAAGCACACGAGGAAUCGCGUUUAGUGUUUCAUACCAAAGAAAAUUUAAUAAACGGUCGUUCUCAAACCCAAAGACAGAUGGAGAGUAUUGGCGAUAUGUUGCAAUUAUUUUUACCAGGCGUUUGCCAUGUGCGCCGUAUCCUUCAGGCACGUGUGCCAAUUAUAAAAUAUCACCAUGAACACUUGAACUUGGAAAUUGAUCUAUCCAUGAGCAAUCUAUCCGGUUUUUACAUGUCUGAAUUGUUAUAUAUGUUUGGUGAAUUUGACGAGCGUGUAAGGCCGCUUACAUUUUGCAUACGACGUUGGGCAAAUGCCUGCGGUUUAACGAAUCCCUCUCCAGGUAGAUGGAUUACAAACUUCUCUCUCACUUGUCUGGUUAUAUUUUUCUUGCAACAAACUAGACAGCCAGUAUUACCUUCCAUCAAUACUCUCUUUAAAUCGGCUAUACCCAGUGACAUACGCGUUACAGAAGAUAACGUAAAUUGUACAUUUGCUCGGGACUUUGAAGCGAUCGGUUUCAAAAGUCGAAAUAAGAGCAAAAUUAGUGAAUUAUUGUUGCAAUUCUUUGAAUAUUAUUCCCAGUUUAACUUCCACAAUAAAGCUAUUUCAUUGAAUGAGGGGCGGCCGUUGGAAAAGCCCGAUCAUUCAGCGAUGUAUAUCGUUAAUCCUUUGGAACAGGCAUUAAAUGUCAGUAAAAAUGUGAGUUUAGAGGAAUGCGAACGUUGGCGUAUAGAAGUGCGUAAUGCAGGUUGGAUAUUAGAGUCUGAAGUAGAUCAGAAUCAUGAGCAUGAUAAAGAAGAGCAAUGGGGCUUAUUAAGUUUGUUUAAAACGCCUGAGAAUGCAAUACUUAAGCCGAAUGCAUUCUUCAAACCACGAAUUUUAGAAGUCAGCGAUUUAUUCGAUAAAACGGAGGAACCAUCCAACGGCAAAUCGAGAGAUUUCGAUUCGACAUUGUUAGUGGACAUUAAGAAUAAAGAAGCGAAACAACAAAAACAAAAUACUAAAAAGUCAGUGGUCAACGGUCUGAAACAAAUACGUUUGAGUACAUCGGCCAACACAUCAUCAGGCUCUAAUAAAACAAUGCAACUCAUGCCUCCUACAAAGAGUAUCCGGGGUGGCUCGUGAUUUGGCCAAGUCGAAGCAUAUUUACUACUGCCAAUUUUCAGUUUUAAUUGCUUUAAACUUAGCUGGAAUGUGGAAUUCGUUGUGUAGAUGAGAAAUUUUUUUAAGAAAUGAAAAAAUAUUAAAAAACAAAAGUAAUUAACUUUGUUUGUUAUUAAACUUGUGUACGCUCUUUCGUACAAAUAACAACGACAACAAUAUUUUUAUUCCUCGACUAUUUCAUAUUUAAAAAACAUGAUACCUGUACAUUAUAUU